GGAGUCGUCCAGUUAGUUCUACACAACCCACACCUGUGUGAAAAAUCACAUAAUUAUAAAAUGGCCCGCCGGAGUUUCCCGAGAACAGAGGUUUCGAGUUUUUCCGACAUGGUUUUUGGGUUUUUGGACGACGGAGAGGGGUUAGCGGCGGAGGGAUUUGGGAGCAGCUUAGAGAGCCAAGAGAGUGAAGCGACGGCGUUUGAUGAAAAUGAUGAAGAAAAGGAAAAUGGCGAGAGCUUGGAAGAAAGCAAGAGCUUUUGGGAGACCCAAAACCAGAUCUUACAAGCGACGAUAUGUCGGACUAAUUCUCUGGAAUCAAAGAUCAGAACUGCCACAAAGGAGGCAGUUAAGGAAAUCCAGGGGACGGGAGGAGCCUGUGGAUGUGGAAGAUCCGUUCUGGAAAUGACCGGCUGCCGGAGCUGCCUGCUGAGGGUGAUUUCCGGUCACCUUCGAAACGCCGGCUACGAUAGUGCCGUUUGCAAGACCAAGUGGAGAAGCUCGCACCAUAUACCCUCAGGGGAACACACAUUUUUGGAUGUGGUGCACAAAUCAAAGAAAGGGGAGGUGAGGUACAUAAUUGAGCUAAACUUGAGAGCAGAGUUUGAAAUGGCUCGAGCUAGCGAGGACUACAACCGCCUGGUACGGCGGCUGCCGGAGAUCUUCGUGGGAAAAGUGGAGAAACUUCAGGGCGUAAUAAAAAUAGUGUGCGGCGCUGCGAAAAAGUGCAUGAAGGAGAAGAAGAUGCAUUUGGGACCAUGGCGAAAACAGAGAUACAUGCAAACUAAAUGGCUGAGUGCGUGUGAAAGGACCAUGUCAAUGCCUCUUGUUUCGGUUGGGUACUCGUCUGGUCGGCUUCCGAAGCCCAGAGCUUCGAUGCUUACCGUUGAUUUGCUCGACAAAUUGCCCAAUCGGACGGCUGUUGAAGUCGUCUAAAUUGUUAUAAGAUAGAUAAUAUAACGUAGAGUUUCCUUUUUAGUAUUGGCCACUGUUCCACUUUUUUUUUUUUUUUAAAUGUUUUUCGGCUGUAAACUUUGGUGCUCUGCUGGCAUGUGAAAAUAAAAUUCACAAUCCAUGACCUAUAGAAC
Cucurbita maxima (winter squash) is the source of this 1085-nucleotide messenger RNA. RefSeq lists its product as uncharacterized. The record is from RefSeq and is a predicted model, not a curated record. Bases 61 to 933 code for a protein of 290 amino acids. The transcript is spliced from 3 exons. Lineage: Eukaryota; Viridiplantae; Streptophyta; Magnoliopsida; Cucurbitales; Cucurbitaceae.